AUGGGCAUCGCUUUCAAUUUGUGGCUGGCUUCGACGGUGGAUAGGGAGGCGACCGUCACCGUCGACAAGCCAGCGACUAUCCGUGCGUACUUGGAACCCGACGGUGGAGGAUCUGACACGGAAGAAAUUGAACUGCAGUGCGAGGCUGAUGUUGACCAUCACCUGGUCUACGAGGGUCUAAAACCAGGCACGCUCUACCGGCUGAAGCUCUUCUACGUAGUUCCUGAGCGUUCUACUGUGAGCCGUCUCCUGACGUCGAUGCUAUCUGCUGAGCGUUCUGCACACGCUUCGGACGCAGGCGGCAGCAGUGAGACAGCUGUCAAGGUGAGACGCCAUAAGCCGGCGGCGGGCUCUGUUGGCGACACCUUUGGUCGACGCAAGGUCGUCCGACGACUGACGGCCCAGUCUACCAUGAAGCCUGUUUGGAUUCCCCCGAGAGAAACGACGAAGAAUGAGGUGCGCACUCUCCCGCCUGAUUGGGCCUCCACAGAGUCUCUAUAA
Messenger RNA from Besnoitia besnoiti, 501 nucleotides. RefSeq lists its product as uncharacterized. Bases 1 to 501 code for a protein of 166 amino acids. The record is from RefSeq and is a predicted model, not a curated record. Lineage: Eukaryota; Apicomplexa; Conoidasida; Eucoccidiorida; Sarcocystidae. The transcript is spliced from 3 exons.